Messenger RNA from Raphanus sativus (radish), 1048 nucleotides. RefSeq lists its product as uncharacterized. The transcript is spliced from 9 exons. NCBI's taxonomy places the organism in Eukaryota, Viridiplantae, Streptophyta, Magnoliopsida, Brassicales, Brassicaceae. The record is from RefSeq and is a predicted model, not a curated record. Gene Ontology annotation, molecular function: alanine-tRNA ligase activity; nucleic acid binding; Ser-tRNA(Ala) deacylase activity. Bases 72 to 845 code for a protein of 257 amino acids. Gene Ontology annotation, biological process: regulation of translational fidelity; alanyl-tRNA aminoacylation.
UUGAACGGCACUUGAGUGUCACUUCAGACUUAUAUAAAAAAACCUCGUUGGUUCAACGCGACGAAUCACCAAUGGAUUCUCCUCCUCUUCCUCCGACGAAGCUUGAUUAUCAUGUAGACAUGUUUAAACUUCAAUCCCAAGCCACGUUUCUCUCCUUGUUCAAGGGGGAGGAUGGACGUAGAGCUGUUAUAUUGGACUCCACCGUGUUCCAUCCGCAAGGUGGAGGCCAGCCAGCUGACACCGGUUUAAUCCAAUUCCCCGGUUCCGAUUUCGACUUCUCCGUUCAAGAUGUUCGAUCCAAAGACGGAAUCGUUCUCCAUUAUGGAGUUUUCGAGGGUUGUUCGAAUCCUGAAGAUAUUGAGAAUGGGAAACAAGUUCAGUUGCUUGUUGAUGAAUCAAGGCGCAAACUCAACUCCAGGUUGCACUCAGCUGGACACUUGCUAGAUUUGUGUAUGCACAAGGUUGGGUUAGGACAUUUGGAGCCUGGGAAAGGCUACCAUUUCCCUGACGGACCUUUUGUGGAAUACAAAGGAGUCGUUCCACAGUCUGAAGUGCCGGUGAAGCAGAAAGAGUUGGAGGUAGAAGCUAAUGAACUGAUUUCCAAAGGAGGAAAGGUUUAUGCAGCUAUAUUACCCUAUGAAGAGGCAUCCCUGCUCUGCGGUGGCACUCUUCCUGAUUAUAUUCCCAAGGGUAGCACUCCCCGAGUCUUAAGAUUAGGUGAAAACCCUGGGUGUCCGUGUGGUGGAACCCAUGUCUCCGAUAUAUCUGAUAUCAUAAGCAUGAAGAUCACACAGAUGAGAACAAAGAAAGGAAUGACAAAAGUUUUUUACACCAUUGCAUCUUAAUUCCAGUAUACAAAAGAAAAAGUCAAGGGAAGGAAUUGAAGUGAUGACGACUGUUUCAAUCAGUUGGCUUCAACAGCAAGCAGCCUCUCCUGUGCUCAACAGCCACGAAUUAGUAUUUUGUGGGUAUUUAUUUUUUUAUCAAAACUACUAAACGACUCUCCCUAUCAUUGAUAAGUCGUAUUAAUGAUAUGAUAUUGAUGUGA